CGCUUUUCAUGGAAUUACACGCCACAACACGUGUAUCAUUGAAGGUUUCAUGUGCACCGCCGUAUGAAUACAUCUGCGGAUGUCUCACAAUUGCUUUUUGUACUUUUAGCAUGAUUGUGUAAAUGUUGAGUUCUGCUCAACCCGGGGCUAGAGGGUGUGGACGGUAGCAUGCAUUUCCACUACCGUCAGUAAACAGGCUCAAUCAAACCGAGCCUGCAACAUUUUCGUUUUUAUCGUGUUGAACAACCUGUGGAGUUUCCACUUUAUCUAUUUUACAAAAGAAAAAAGAAAAACAAACUCAUUUAUUUCAAAUGCAUUCACUUCAUGUACACAAGUUUGUAUUUAAAAAUUGUCAGUAUUCAUAAUGGGGUGUAUUAUGGCAAAGGAUUAAACGAUAUUGUUGACUAUGGUUUGGAGUGUCUCGGCACUGAGUCUGACAUAGUAGACUGCACGCAUACCACAAAAUCAAGUCAUUGCGACCACAGUCGAGAUGUUGGCGUAAACUGUUGUAAGUAUUUGCAUUAUGUUAUUAUUUAGCCGUAGCCGGAUACAGAGUUCAAGUAGAGUUUCCAGUUCUAUCGUACAAUAUUUGAUAGCAAUAUCUUGUAAAGCUUAUUAAACAUAUAAAUCUAUAAUCAAUAUUUUUAUCAUUGUUGCGUAUCUUGGUACAUCACAGCAAAUCUCUUACAUACAAAGCCUAUUAAAUAUAUGUUCUGUAACUGCCAAUCUUCAUCAUCUACAUGAAUUGGCUCAUACAAAAAUCAAAUUAGAAUCUUUCGUUGUUGUUAUGGAAUUGGUUUCAUUUGAUAACAACUUUGUCAUGUUUAAAUGCGAUAAAUACACUCAAGAAAUAAAACUAGAAAUUGUGUCCACAGAACACGGAUGCCCCAACAUAUUCCGUCAUAUAGCAACAAAAACUAUCAAAGGGCAAUAACUGCAGUAAAAAAUAGUCGUAGAAAAUUAACAGCCUUCCUGUAUGGUCAUCUACACGUCAAGCGUGUUCAUAUGUUAAAGUUUGACGCAAAACAGGUUAAUAGCGUUGGACAAGUUGGGCACACAAGAUUUCUGGACGUACGUACGGACGUAGGGACAGCAACAAUGCUAUAUGCCCUCCCCCACAUAAAUGUGUUGUGACAUAAUAAUGAAACAAAAUAUUUACUUCAUGAAACCAUUGAUCAUAAAAUUUUGACAGUCUAAAAAAUGUAUUUCGCAGUUGCUGGGUAAAUUGAAUUUUGUCUGUCUACAAUAUAGAUUCUAAAACUCCAGUAAGGCUAGUUGGUGGACCUACGCCUUAUUCUGGACGAGUGGAAAUUUACUCACAAGAGCAAGCCAUUUGGAAAGGCGUCUGUCUAGACAACUUCACAACGAAUGAUGCUGUAGUUCUUUGUACAAUGUACGGGAAACCGAAUAGAAAUCCUAGUAUUCAUAGAGCGACUAAUCUGUACAACUACGACAUACGUGCAGAUGCUGUUACUGGUUUAAAUUGUACUGGCUUUGAACUGGAUAUAACAAACUGUAGAUCUAAAAGACAAUGGAUUAAUUCUUCGUGUUCUUAUCCAAACUAUGCUGGUAUAAAUUGCGCUCCUGAUACACCGAUACGUCUGGUAGACGGACCUUCGGCCAAAGCAGGAAGAGUUGAAGUGCUAUUCAAUGGUACCUGGGGAAGUGUUUGUAUGAGUGGAUUGACAUUGAAAGACACUGCCACUAUGUGUGAGAUGUUGACAAACAGUAGUGCGUCUUUUAUACUGAAACGUUGGGAAUAUAAACCACGGGAAGACAACAUCAUAAUCAAUAAUUUGAACUGCACUGGCCAGGAGAGUGAUAUAUCCGAUUGCAAGGCAACUCGCUGGCAGCAAGGUCACUGCCAGGAUAAUACAGCCGCCGGAAUAGCAUGCAAGAGCACCAUUCGCCUUGUUAACGGCUCAGAUGAACGCUCGGGUCGAAUAGAAAUACUAACUGACGGACAAUGGUGGACUAUAUGCUCCGAUAGUUUCGAUAUUAAUGCAGCUAAUGUGACAUGCAGAAUGGCUGGAUUUAGAUUCUGGAAUGCAACAGUUCUAUCAGAUUCCGUAUUUGGACUGGGAUCGACUUAUGCUUUAAUUGACAAUAUUACAUGCAAAGGCGAUGAAGAAGACUUAGCAUCAUGUAAGUCUUCUCCGUGGAUGAAAACAACAUGUAGAAGUAACCAGGUGGCUACAGUAUACUGUCGAGUUCAAAAAACCCCUAUCCGUUUAGUAAAUGGUGACACACCCCAUUCGGGACGUAUAGAAGUUUUUCACAACAACAAAUGGGGUACAGUCUGUGAGAAAGGAUUCACAAAAGCAGACGCUCAAGUUGUUUGUCAGACAAUCGGAUACAACGUAUCGACAGAUUUGGCGAUAGUAAUAGACAAGUACGAUUCAGGAUACACUCCAUACAAUGUAAUGAUAAGAAAUCUGACAUGUAUCGGCAACGAAUCUGACAUAUCGUUGUGUCCAUCGAACGAAUGGGAUUCAGGAUACGAGAAUUGCCCUUACAGUGGAAGCUAUCAAAGUGUUGGUGUUAACUGCUUAACUCCAGUCAGCCUUGUUGGCGGUCGCACAGAUUAUAUGGGCAGAGUUGAAAUUACACAUAAUGGCAGUAAAGGCACAAUCUGCAGUGAAAACUUCACAGACGAAAACGCUAAAGUUAUUUGCUCAAUGCUUGGAUUUAAUUUUACGAA
This is a messenger RNA of Mercenaria mercenaria, 2701 nucleotides long. Its product is annotated as scavenger receptor cysteine-rich domain superfamily protein-like. The transcript has 9 exons. The annotation marks the transcript as partial. NCBI's taxonomy places the organism in Eukaryota, Metazoa, Mollusca, Bivalvia, Venerida, Veneridae. The record is from RefSeq and is a predicted model, not a curated record. Gene Ontology annotation, cellular component: membrane.